CGUAUCUACCGGACAUUUGCCUGCAGACUACAGCCAAUCACCUCUUCACCUACCUACCUAUGGCAUAUUCAGCCUGCCUUAUCCAACUCACCUGUCUAUCCCAUUACCAAACUUGAUAAGUGCUUCUGCCUACUUGUAUCCCAGGAACUAGAAUCUUUUCACCUCUAGAUAAACGCCUGCGUAAAUUAUCUUCCUACUCGCCUUGAUAUUCUCGCUAAGCCUCGCCUACGCUAGACGGCAUGAUGAACUCCCGACAGGCUUAUGCCCCCAUGCCCCAUAGCUAUGUUCCUAAUACUGCCCUUUCCGCUACGAUAAAUCUAGACGAGGAAGUGACCCUAGCAGACACUCGUGCUGAGAGGGACUUGCAGGACUCUCUCGCCGAGCUCUUUUCGAUUAUUGUCACGCUAGACGAACUGGAGCGGGCGUUUCUAAAAGACGCCAUCCCCGAAGCCGACUACACCGAGAUCUGCGAGCGGUCUCUAAAGCAGUACAAGUCCAUCUUGACAGACGAGACUGUAGCCAAGGCAUUUGUCGGCUUGGAAGAAUUCAAAGCCGAGUGGGAUCUCGAAGUCCCUAGGGCUACAGAGAGACUGAGGGUUGGUAUGCCAUCCACCACCGUCACUGCCUCGACCGGGGCGGUUCAGCAAUCUGCGCCAGCUAGCAAUAAAUCUGGUACCCUUAUCUUGGAAGCGACGCAAGAUUUCAUCACUUUCUUAGAUGCCUUGCGUCUAGGGCUCCUAGCCAAGGAUCAGUUGCAUCCCCUCCUUACCGAGGUCAUCCAGAGCGUAAACAAGGUCACGGACCGCGACUUUGAGAGUCGCGGGAAGAUAGUACAGUGGCUGAUCACAUUAAAUCAAAUGAAGGCGGCCGAUGAACUGAGCCUGGAUCAGGCGCGGGAGCUCGAGUUGGACAUCAACUCUGCGUAUUUGGGGUUCAAGAAUACACUGAAUUGAGGUGUUUCGGUAAGCUCCAACCAAUCGUCGUUCCAAUAAUAGCAAGCCACAUUCAAGACACGGUUUUUGGUUCUCCGUUGGCGCUACGCUGGCUGGAAAUAAUAUCUACCAGACCUGGAUGACAUCGUGCACGGUGAGUGCACCUACACACGUAGGUACGUGUACGAUGGCGGGCGGUAACAUCCAUAUACCCCUACGACGGAUUGCUAUCGAUGUUCAUGUCCUGAUGUUUUCGAUCGGCGGACUGGAUACGACAGUCUCGCUAUCAGCUUAUCCCGUAUUAC
Durotheca rogersii is the source of this 1237-nucleotide messenger RNA. RefSeq names its product ESCRT-1 complex, Vps28 subunit. Bases 240 to 953 code for a protein of 237 amino acids. The transcript is spliced from 3 exons. The record is from RefSeq and is a predicted model, not a curated record. Lineage: Eukaryota; Fungi; Ascomycota; Sordariomycetes; Xylariales; Xylariaceae. Gene Ontology annotation, molecular function: protein-containing complex binding. Gene Ontology annotation, biological process: protein transport to vacuole involved in ubiquitin-dependent protein catabolic process via the multivesicular body sorting pathway. Gene Ontology annotation, cellular component: ESCRT I complex.